Oldenlandia corymbosa var. corymbosa is the source of this 1895-nucleotide messenger RNA. The record is from the annotation of a GenBank genome assembly. Lineage: Eukaryota; Viridiplantae; Streptophyta; Magnoliopsida; Gentianales; Rubiaceae.
GGGACAAAAAAACUGUAACGUUUGUAGCGGGAAGAAAUUCAGGGACCGGAAAAUGACGAUCGACGAUGAAAGUUCAAUCUACGUCGGAGGUAUUCCGUUCGACUCCACCGAAGACAGCCUACGACGAAUCUUUGAUAUAUACGGUUCUAUUGUUGCCAUCAAGUUAAUCAAUGAUCGUAAUAUUGGGGGCAAAUGCUAUGCUUUUGUUACUUUCACAAAUCCUCAAUCUGCCAUGCAUGCGAUUCACGAAAUGGAUGGACAGGUAUUUUUCUCCUUCUCUCGCUGUAAUGGAUAGUUGAUGUAAUGAAUAGAAUACACUAUAAUGCUUGCUUCUGGUUUUAGUUUUGUUCCUUUCUCGACCAUGUUUAUUAGGUCAUGUAGGGUUUGUCUGAAGUGAAGCUUUAUUUCAUUUUCUAUUAGACUGUCGAUGGUCGAGUUAUCAGAGUAAAUGAAGUGAGGAGUAGAGGUGGGAAGUCCAAUUUUGGUCGUGAUAAUUUCAGAAGGAAUUCAGACAGGCGCAUGGAUCGCGAUAGGGGUAGUUCUAGGGAAAUGGAAUAUGAUAAUGGUAGAGACAGGUAUCUGGAUGAUUUGAGAGAACGGUCUCGGGAGCAUGACCAAGGAUAUGAUAACAUAAGAGAUCAUGAUCGCAUGAGAGAUCGAUUUUCUGAUAGAGAAAGAUUUCAUGAGCAUGAUAAUAAUUUGGACAAUGGUGAACAAGAGCGUGAAAGGAUGCGAGACUACAACAGGGAGCGGGUGAGGGAUACAAGGAAAGACAUACAUAGGACUGCUAAUCACCAUAAAGCUUCUGAACGGGAUGAGGAUGAAAAGCCCAAGUUUCGGGAAACAUCUCAUUCUAAUGAAUAUGGAAAAAGAGCCCGUUCAUCAGAGUCCGCGGAUGAUGAUCAUGCUGAAGUAACCAAGAGACUGGAGAUUUCAAGUCACAAAUAUGAAGAACUUCAGAAAGAGAUGGCCGAAAUGGAAGAGUUGGCUGAAGAAAAGAAACUGCUUGUUCUGAAGUUGCAGGAAAAAUCAAAGAAAUUGGAGGAAUCAUUGUCUGCAGCCAAAAGAGACAGGUCUUACCGUGAGAUGCAAUUGACUAAGUUGACUAAAUGUUACCUACAAGUACGAGACUGCAGUGAACAACUUAAACGCUCUGAACAGGAACUUCAGUCAUUGGUUAGUUCAACAAUGUCUGAGCUGGAACAUGGUGCUCUUACAGGUGCAAGAGAUAGUAUCCUGGCAAAUGGCACUGUAUAAUAAAUUAAACUGGCCUCCAACAAUUUCCUGUGUGUGCAGCUAUGGAUCUUAUAAAUGGUUGUAGAUAUGGCGACCCUUUUUAGGGCAACAAACAUGUCAUAUAUUUUGAGGCAAAGGGAGCAGUGUUUUAACAAUUUUGUUUCCCCGUUUGUAAUUUGUAUCACCAAUACAAAGUACGGUUGCAGUUUUUAGAAGAGGAAGCUUGACAUGCUCGUGGUCUGGGAUUGUCCCCCUUCCGGCAGCUUGACUGGGCUUUGAUUAGACGGUGAGACAAAAACCGGAUCUACGAACCUUAUAUCAUAAACCUUCAAUGUGAAUCCAAAAACUGUUAUGAAAAGGAACCGUCUGAAUCAAACAAUUCGAUAGAUAGAUGCAUGACCUUUCCUAGUUUGGAGAGCGGUUGUGUGGAGCCCUUUCGGUGCACCUUUCGCUGAUAUGGUUUCUAUUCGGGCUUGAUUGGUAUGUUAGUUUUCCAACUUUUCACCGGCUUUAGGAGUUAACCUCUUCCAAUUUGCCUUUCAUGUUUACGUACAAAUUUAUCUGCGAAUAAAAGGGGAUCCUUUUGUAUUCAUUUGUGGUACAUUCAAUCUCCCGCUAGUAACUUUUGCACUCUUAGCAGCAAAAAUAUAUAUAUCAAA